AAGAUGUGAAUUCACUAAAAUACUUCACGACGUGUGGACUUCAGGAAGGUUAUGAGCCUUUCUGUGUUAACAUGAAGAGAGAUGUCACCCAUUGGUACACCAAGGACCAGCCCAUAUUUGAGAACACGGAUGAAAUGGCUGACACCAGAAUUGACGUCACCAGGAUACCAGCUGGCUCGGAUACUCCACCUUGUCUGAAGAUCUCUCACAAUACAUUUGAAACGAUGGAGAAGGCUAACUGGGAGUUCCUACGGUUAUCUCUCCCCGUUAUUUGUCAUUCACAAUUUAUUGAUGAGGCAGAAAAAGCUCGUCGCUGGGUAGAGAUCAAAGAUAGACAGCAGAUCCUGAUGAAGGAGGCCACCGAAGCCCAGAUGCCAGCACACAUAGAUCAGAUCAUGAGGAGUGGAUUCACCAUGAACGAUAUCAAAGGCCUCCACUACGACGAGAACCAAGAAGAAGUGCCCAGUUCCAAAUUGAAGAGGCAACCGUCGAGACCACCGAGGAAGGGUUCCGUGACUAGAGGCGUUACUAUACAGAAUUACAAUUUGCAACCAGGUCAAGUCAACGGUAUGCAUCGCACUACAAGUGAAGCAGAGAUGGCCAAAUAUGAAUUGGGUGUUCAAAAUACUGAGGACAAAAAAGAUAAGCGUGGACGGUCGCCGUUCAAGUUCUUCAAGAGCAAACGUGGUGAAAGUGGCGAUAGAUCGAAAUCUCGGAAAUCAAAAACACCAGAUCCAUUUAGUGAUACGGAGGUCUCGCCUGAAAGAGGCAUGCGCAGACCCAACCCACAGAUCAGAGUUUCACAAUAUGAUUCAUAUUGUUUGGUUUUUGCACUUCAGACUAACUUGACAAUGGCAACACCAACGCAAGAUCGUAAACAGAUGACAACUAGCGCCCUCUCCGCGGCGACGACUGAAACAGUGGGCAAUGAGAUCUUCGAUGCUGAAUGUCUGAAAUUAAUCAACGAAUACUUUUACGGUGUCAGAAUAUUCCCCGGCCAAGAUCCAACUCACGUGUACAUUGGUUGGGUGACAACACAGUACCACUUACAUUCAAAAGACUUCAAUCAAGGCAAGGUGAUGAAAUCAUCUGUCAUCAUCACCGAUGAUUACGACAGGGUCAUUGAGAGUGUGAAUCGCCAGUCAUGUUAUAUGGUGAGAGCUGAUGAAUUAUAUAACGAAGUAAUGGCAGAAGCGACUGGCAAGGGUGCUCAGGGGAUGUUUGUGGGGUGCUCCGUCGACACCUCCACAGGGACUGUCUCCUUCACGUGCGAGGGGAAAGAGACCAGCAUCAAGUUUAAGAUGGAACCAGAAACCAAGCUAUUUCCAGCCAUAUUCGUGGAAGCAACGUCCAAAGAGAUCCUCCAAAUUGAACUGGGAAGAUCGAGCACUAGUCUACCUCUCAGUGCAGCUGUGCUACCAACUAGUGACAAACACGUCAUACCUCAGUUCCCACCGAGGUUGAAGAUCCAGUGCCUCAAACCUCAUCAAUGGGCUAGGGUACCAAACUUAUCCCUCCAAGUGCAUGCUCUGAAGUUAUCAGAUAUCCGCGGCUGGUCUAUGCUCUGUGAAGACGCUAUCUCCAUGCUAGCUCUUCAUAUACCAGAGGAAGAUCGCUGUAUAGACAUAUUAGAACUCAUUGAAAUGGACAAACUGCUCAGUUUCCACUCGCAUACACUCACACUGUAUGCUGCAUUAUGCUACCAAAGUAAUUACAGAGCUGCGCACGCGUUAUGCCAACACGUGGACCAGAAACAACUGUUGUACGCAAUUCAGUCCCAGUACAUGUCGGGCCCGCUGAGGCAGGGCUUCUACGACCUCCUCAUCGCACUGCACUUGGAAUCACACGCCACCACCAUGGAGACAUGCAAAAACGAGUUCGUGAUUCCACUGGGACCGGAACUGAAGUCCUUGUACGAGGAUCCGGAAAUGGGACACUCGUUGCGAUCGCUGCAGACUGAAAGCGUACGCCCCCAGAUGAAGAUGACUGAUAUCACUGAUAGCAUACACGACAUUAGCAACCUCUACUCCCCCUACUUCCCCUUGGAGGUGGUCAGGGAGUUCGUGAUGCAAGCGCUGGCCGAAGCUGUGGAAACCAAUCAGGUCCACAAUCGAGAUCCCGUCGGUGGAAGCAACGAAAACUUGUUCUUACCACUUAUAAAAUUGGUAGAUCGUCUUCUAUUGGUGGGCAUGAUGCGUGAUGAAGAUGUAGAGAAACUACUUAUCAUGAUUAACCCCGAAACCUGGGAUCCCACAUUUGACAAAGAAGCAAAAGACGAACAUAGAAAAGGCUUAUUACACAUGAAGAUGGCGGAAGGUGCAAAACUGCAGAUGUGCUACUUGCUUCAACAUCUGAACGACAUACAACUGCGGCACAGAGUGGAAGCUAUCAUUGCGUUUGCUCACGAUUUCGUUGGUGACCUGCAGACUGAUCAAUUGAGGCGUUAUACAGAAAUCAAACAGUCGGACUUGCCAAGCGCGGUAGCCGCCAAGAAAACGAGGGAGUUCCGUUGUCCGCCGCGGGAACAGAUGAACGCUAUACUUAGCUUCAAACACAUGGAGGAAGAGGAUAAGGAGAACUGUCCGUGUGGUGAGGAGCUGAUCGCGCAGAUGAUGGAGUUCCACGACAGCCUCAUGGCGCACGUAUCUCUCAACGCGCUGCAGGAACCGGAACCUACGGAGUCUGCAGAACCAGAAACCAAGCCGGGAGCGAUCGGGAAAUUGUAUAACAUUAUAAAUACCGUCAAAGAAUUAGAGGAAGAACAGAAGGCUAUUGAAGAACCACCAAAGAAAACUCCAGAAGAGAAAUUCCGUAAAGUCCUAAUUCAGACAAUCGUGAACUGGGCAGAGGAGUCACAAAUCGAGACGCCUAAAUUAGUUAGAGAAAUGUUCAGUCUGCUUGUCCGUCAAUAUGACGCUGUCGGUGAGCUAAUCAGAGCCCUGGAGAAGACUUAUGUCAUCAACGCCAAGACGAAGCUAGAUGUGGCUGAGAUGUGGGUGGGGCUGAGUCAGAUCAGAGCACUACUGCCGGUCCAGAUGAGCCAGGAAGAGGAGGAGCUGAUGAGGAAGAGACUCUGGAAACUUGUUAAUAAUCAUACAUUCUUCCAACAUCCAGAUUUAAUAAGAGUAUUGCGUAUCCACGAGAACGUAAUGGCUGUGAUGAUGAACACGCUGGGCCGUCGCGCGCAGGCACAGUCUGAUGCUGCACCGGCCUCGCCUCCCACUCCUGAAGACAAAGAGAAGGACACAUCUCACGAGAUGGUGGUAGCCUGCUGCCGAUUCCUCUGCUACUUUUGCCGCACGGGCAGACAGAACCAGAAGGCUAUGUUCGACCACUUCGACUUCCUGCUGGAGAACUCAAAUAUUCUUCUCUCCCGUCCGUCACUGCGUGGCUCUACUCCUUUGGACGUGGCCUAUUCAAGUCUCAUGGAGAACACUGAACUGGCUUUGGCUUUGAGGGAACAUUACUUGGAGAAAAUAGCAGUAUACCUCUCUCGCUGCGGGCUGCAGAGCAACUCUGAGCUGGUGGAGAAAGGUUACCCAGAUCUGGGCUGGGAUCCAGUGGAAGGCGAACGUUAUCUUGACUUCUUGCGUUUCUGUGUAUGGGUCAAUGGAGAAAGCGUAGAAGAAAACGCCAAUUUAGUAAUCCGUCUGCUAAUCCGUCGGCCGGAGUGCCUCGGACCUGCGCUGAGGGGCGAGGGCGAAGGCCUACUGAAGGCCAUCGUGGACGCCAACAAGAUGAGCGAGAGGAUCGCCGACAGACGCAAGCUGAGGGAGAUGGAGCAGGAGGGAGAUGUCAACUUCAGCCACCCGUUACCAGAAUCUGAUGAUGAUGAGGACUACAUUGACACUGGUGCAGCCAUACUCAACUUCUACUGUACUCUGGUGGAUCUGCUUGGAAGGUGUGCCCCUGAUGCUAGUGUUAUAGCUCUGGGCAAAAAUGAAUCGCUUCGAGCUCGAGCCAUUCUGCGUUCACUGGUGCCUCUGGAAGACCUGCAAGGUGUCCUCAGCUUGAGAUUUACUCUCAACAACCCAGCUGCAGGGGAAGAAAGACCUAAAUCAGAUAUGCCUUCCGGACUCAUCCCUGGCCACAAGCAAAGUGUGGGCUUGUUUUUGGAGCGUGUAUAUGGCAUCGAAACUCAGGAACUUUUCUACAGGCUGCUGGAAGAAGCUUUCUUGCCAGAUUUGCGCGCCGCUACUAUGUUGGAUAGGAACGACGGCUGCGAGUCGGACAUGGCUCUCUCCAUGAAUCGUUAUAUCGGUAACUCGAUUCUACCUCUUCUGAUCAAGCACGCCAACUUCUACAACGAAGCAGAGAAUUACGCUAGUUUGUUGGACGCAACUCUACACACCGUUUAUAGGUUAUCUAAGAAUCGAAUGUUAACCAAAGGACAACGUGAAGCCGUCUCAGAUUUCCUUGUAGCACUAACAUCGGCUAUGCAACCGUCCAUGUUGCUGAAACUUCUCAGGAAGCUUACAGUGGAUGUGUCCAGACUAUCAGAAUAUACCACGGUUGCUUUGAGGUUACUGACGUUGCAUUACGAACGCUGUGCAAAGUACUACGGUAGCACUGGGGGUCAGGGGUUGUACGGUGCAUCAUCAGAUGAGGAAAAGCGUCUCACCAUGAUGCUAUUCUCCAACAUCUUCGAUUCCCUCAGCAAGAUGGACUACGAGCCCGAACUGUUUGGGAAGGCGUUGCCGUGUCUCAUUGCAAUCGGUUGUGCUUUACCGCCCGAUUACUCACUCUCCAAGAACUAUGAUGACGAGUUCUACGGCAAAGAAACACAAUCAACUGGUGGUCCAGACAAUCCACAAUACGAUCCACAGCCGAUCAACACAUCAUCAGUGGCACUGAACAAUGAUCUCAACACCAUCGUACAGAAGUUCUCUGAACACUAUCAUGACGCGUGGGCGUCCAGAAAAAUUGAGAAUGGUUGGGUUUAUGGCGAAUCAUGGUCGGAUCAUCAGAAGUCACAUCCUCGUCUGAAACCAUAUAAUAUGCUCAAUGAUUAUGAGAAGGAGCGCUACAAGGAACCAGUACGUGAAUCCCUGAAAGCGUUGCUGGCUAUUGGCUGGUCGGUGGAACAUUCCGAAGUAGACAUCCCGAGUACCAACCGUAGCUCAAUGCGAAGACAGUCCAAGUCUGGUGGCCGACCACCCGAUGUUGUGACAGACUCAGCCACACCGUUCAACUACAAUCCACACCCUGUGGAUAUGACCAACUUGACACUAUCAAGAGAAAUGCAAAACAUGGCGGAGAGGCUGGCUGAGAACGCUCAUGACAUUUGGGCGAAGAAGAAGAAGGAAGAACUUGUUACUAAUGGAGGUGGCAUCCACCCACAGUUGGUUCCGUACGACCUUCUCACCGACAAAGAAAAGAAGAAGGACCGCGAAAGAUCCCAAGAGUUCCUCAAAUAUCUCCAAUACCAAGGUUACAAGCUGCACAGACCUAGCAAAGCCACCCAGAGUGACACAGAACAGACCACUACGGGUGUGGCAAUAGAGCUCAGAUUCGCAUACUCGUUACUGGAGAAACUGAUACAGUAUAUAGACAGGGCGACUAUAAACAUGAAGCUUUUGAAACCUUCAACGACUUUCAGUAGACGCAUCAGUUUCAAAACCAGCACACGAGACAUCAAGUUCUUCUCUAAGGUGGUGCUGCCUCUAAUGGAAAAAUACUUCUCAACUCAUCGCAAUUACUUCAUAGCAGUUGCAACAGCAACUAACAAUGUCGGUGCGGCCAGUUUAAAGGAGAAGGAAAUGGUUGCAGCUCUGUUCUGCAAGUUAGCUAGUUUGCUACGGUCGCGACUGGCGGCCUUCGGUCCUGAUGUGCGAAUCACAGUUCGCUGUCUCCAAGUUCUGGUGAAGGGCAUUGAUGCCAAAUCCUUAGUCAAGAACUGCCCCGAAUUCAUCAGGACGUCAAUGUUGACCUUCUUUAACAAUGUAGCUGAUGAUCUAGGACAUACUAUACUCAACUUGCAAGAGGGGAAAUAUGCACAUCUACGAGGCACCCACUUGAAAACAUCUACGUCUCUUGGCUACAUCAAUGGAGUACUACUGCCUAUAUUAACAGCUAUGUUCGAUCACUUGGCGAACUGCGAGUACGGAGCUGAUUUAUUACUGGAUGAGAUUCAAGUGGCGUCGUAUAAGAUGCUGGGGUCGCUGUACGCUCUCGGCACUGAUGCGUCGCUCACACACGACAGGAAGUAUCUCAAGACAGAGAUAGAGAGGAACAAACCAGCGUUGGGUUCAUGUUUGGGAGCAUUCAGCUCGACCUUCCCGGUCGCAUUCCUGGAGCCUCAUCUAAAUAAACACAACCAGUUCUCUCUGCUCAAUCGCAUUGCAGACCAUUCCCUCGAAGCACAAGACAUAAUGGCGAAAAUGGAGCAAUCUAUGCCAACGCUAGAAACGAUACUAAGCGAGGUAGACCAAUUCGUGGAGUCAGAUAAGACGUACAACGAAGCACCGCACAUUAUAGAUGUAGUGCUGCCAUUAUUGUGCUCCUACCUUCCAUUCUGGUGGGCGCAAGGGCCUGACAACGUGACACCUACUGCUGGGAACCACGUCACGAUGGUGACAGCGGAGCACAUGAACCAACUGUUGAAGAAUGUGCUGAAGUUAAUCAAGAAGAACAUAGGCAAUGAGAGUGCGCCGUGGAUGACGCGCAUCGCCACCUACACCCAACAAAUCAUCAUAAACAGCUCUGAGGAACUGCUGAGGGACUCGUUCCUGCCGCUAGCGGAGAGAGUCAGAAAGAGGACUGACAACAUGUUCCAUAAAGAGGAGAGUUUGAGAGGAUUCAUCAAAUCUUCAACAGACGAUACUUCGCAAGUAGAGUCGCAAAUUCAGGAGGACUGGCAACUCCUCGUAAGGGAUAUAUACUCGUUCUACCCGCUUCUUAUCAAGUACGUCGAUCUGCAGAGGAAUCAUUGGCUCAGGAAUAACGUUCCAGAGGCCGAAGAACUAUAUAACCAUGUAGCAGAGAUAUUCAACAUUUGGUCAAAGAGUCAGUACUUCCUGAAGGAAGAACAGAACUUCAUAUCCGCCAAUGAAAUCGAUAACAUGGUGCUGAUUAUGCCAACUGCUACAAGAAGAGCGACCACAGUCACCGAUGGGGCGCCCCAAGGUGGUGGAAAGAAAAAGAAGAAACAUCGCGAUAAGAAACGCGAUAAAGAUAAGGAAGUGCAAGCAUCGUUGAUGGUGGCCUGCCUGAAGAGAUUACUGCCGGUCGGCCUCAACCUGUUCGCUGGCAGAGAACAAGAGUUAGUCCAGCACUGUAAAGAUAGAUUCCUCAAGAAAAUGUCCGAACAAGAUGUAGCAGAGUUUGCCAAGACCCAACUAACACUUCCCGACAAGAUAGACCCGGCUGAUGAGAUGUCCUGGCAACAUUACCUGUACAGCAAACUGGGGUCCAAGAGUAAGACGAACAUCACCGUGGAAACUGCAGAGAACAAGGCCAAGAUCAUUGACGACACCGUUGAGAGGAUUGUAGCUAUGAGCAAAGUGCUGUUCGGAUUGCAUAUGAUCGACCAUCCCCAACAAAUGAGUAAGAACGUAUACCGUUCAGUGGUAUCGAUACAAAGGAAGCGAGCAGUCAUAGCCUGCUUCAGGCAGACCUCCAUCCACUCACUGCCAAGACAUCGCGCGUGCAAUAUAUUUGCGCGGACAUACUACGAGCUUUGGUUGGAAGAGGAGAACAUAGGUCAAGAAGUUAUGAUAGAAGAUUUGACGCAAUCGUUUGAAGAUGCGGAGUUAAAAAAGAGUGAUGUGGUAGAAGAAGAAGGCAAGCCGGAUCCUCUCACACAACUCGUUACAACCUUUUGCAGAGGAGCCAUGACGGAACGUUCUGGCGCUUUACAGGAAGACCCUCUUUAUAUGUCAUACGCUCAUAUAAUAGCCAAGUCAUGCGGUGAAGAAGAGGAAGAAGGUGGUGACGAAGAGGAGGAAGGGGGCGGUGAAGCCGAGGGUGAAGAAGAAGGUCGUGCUAGUAUUCACGAACAAGAAAUGGAGAAGCAGAAGCUCCUGUUCCACCAGUCCCGAUUAGCCGAUCGUGGUGUAGCCGAAAUGGUACUACUGCAUAUAUCGGCAUCCAAGGGUCUACCUAGUGACAUGGUCAUGAAGACCUUGCAGCUAGGCAUCUCUAUACUGAGGGGAGGCAACAUUGAUAUACAGAUGGGUAUGCUGAACCACCUGAAAGACAAAAAGGAUGUGGGCUUCUUCACGUCGAUUGCCGGUCUUAUGAAUUCUUGUUCGGUGCUCGAUCUAGAUGCUUUUGAAAGGAACACGAAGGCUGAAGGUUUGGGCGUGGGUCUCGAGGGCGCCGCUGGUGAAAAGAACAUGCACGAUGCGGAAUUCACUUGCGCCUUGUUCAGAUUCAUUCAACUCACCUGUGAAGGCCAUAACUUGGAAUGGCAGAACUACCUGCGUACCCAGGCCGGUAACACGACGACGGUGAACGUGGUCAUCUGCACCGUCGACUACCUGCUGCGGCUCCAGGAGUCUAUCAUGGACUUCUACUGGCAUUACUCCAGCAAGGAGCUCAUCGACCCGGCUGGUAAGGCGAACUUCUUCAAAGCUAUCGGCGUAGCGUCUCAAGUAUUCAACACCCUCACUGAAGUCAUCCAAGGACCCUGUACACAGAAUCAGCAAGCACUCGCACACUCCAGGUUAUGGGACGCUGUGGGUGGUUUCCUGUUCCUGUUCUCUCACAUGCAGGACAAACUGUCGAAGCACUCCUCACAAGUCGACCUGCUGAAGGAACUGCUCAACCUUCAGAAGGACAUGAUCACCAUGAUGCUGUCUAUGCUUGAAGGAAACGUCGUGAACGGUACUAUCGGUAAACAGAUGGUAGACACGCUGGUAGAGUCUGCAUCAAAUGUGGAACUGAUCCUUAAGUACUUUGACAUGUUCCUCAAACUCAAAGACCUGACUUCCAGCGCUAGUUUCCAAGAGAUAGACGCCAACAAUGACGGUUGGGUGCUGCCCAAAGACUUCAAGGAGAAGAUGGAACAACAGAAGAGUUAUACACCCGAAGAGAUAGAGUUCCUCUUGGCUUGUUGCGAGACAAACCACGACGGCAAACUGGACUACAUCGGGUUCUGCGACCGUUUCCACGAGCCAGCUAAAGAGAUCGGCUUCAAUCUCGCCGUACUACUCACCAACCUCUCAGAACAUAUGCCCAAUGAACCCAGGUUGGCGCGUUUCCUCGAAACUGCCGGCUCUGUGCUAAACUACUUUGAGCCAUUCCUCGGCCGAAUUGAGAUCAUGGGCGGCUCCAAGAGAAUUGAGAGGGUCUACUUCGAGAUCAAGGAGUCGAACAUCGAACAGUGGGAGAAACCUCAGAUCAAGGAAUCGAAACGUGCGUUCUUCUAUAGCAUAGUAACAGAAGGUGGUGAUAAAGAGAAGUUAGAAGCGUUCGUGAACUUCUGCGAGGACGCCAUCUUUGAAAUGACACAUGCGUCCAGUCUUAUGGCUGCUUCUGAGGAGGCUGCAGGUGGACCCAAGAAUAGAGAAGCUAGUUAUAUGUACAUGGGAGAUGACGAUGACGAAAGAACCGGCAAAGACCCAUUCCGACGUGGCCUCCAAUCUGUUAAGGACGGCUUCAGCACGGCAUUUUCGUCUCUAUCACCGUCCAACAUAAAGGCUAAAAUCGCGGACCUACACCAGAUGCCUCCCGCUGAACUGGCUGUUGGAUUCUUUAAAAUGUUCUUCUACAUGUUCUACUACUUGGGAUACGGUGUGUUGGUCGUCAUCAGGUACAUAUUCGGCGUGCUCCUUGGGUUGAUGAGGGGUCCUCAGACGGAGGAGGUGCCUCCGGAGCCGACUGAGGAAGAGAAAAUCGGUCAGUUGAAGCACAGGUUGCUCGCAAGUCAAAGUCCAACAAGACAUCUGCCAGCAUUGCCACCAGCUGACGAUACUGGACAAAUGCAAGUUCAGGCAUUUGGUCUGGAUAUCACAAAAGAAGACAAUGGGCAAAUCCAAGUGAAACCGCACGAGUCUCCAAGCACCUCCACACCAUCUUCAGGCGAAGAAGCAGACGCGUCCCUGGACGAAGGGGCGGAACAUGCUGAGGAACAACGACCACCAUCACUGAUCGACCUACUGGGUGGUGAGCAGGCAAAGAAACAGGCACAAGAAAGAAUGGAGGCGCAGGCUGCCCAACAAGCUGCCAUGUCUGCCAUCGAAGCUGAGAGCAAGAAGGCAGUGCAAGGGCCGGCCCCAUCAGCCCUAUCGCAGGUGGACCUUUCGCAGUAUACUCGCCGCGCGGUUUCCUUCCUCGCCCGUAACUUCUACAACCUGAAGUACGUCGCUCUCGUCUUGGCUUUCUGCAUCAACUUCGUGCUGCUCUUCUAUAAGGUAUCGACGCUUGACUCUGAAGAGGACGGAGAAGGUUCUGGCCUGGCUGACAUCAUUGCCGGUUCAGGGUCUGGACAGGGCUCCGGAAGUGGUGAUGGUGGCAGCGGUGAAUCAGGUGAAGAUGAUGACAGUCUAGAAGUGGUGCAUAUAGAUGAAGACUUCUUCUACAUGGAGCACGUGAUCAAAGCCGCCGCUGUACUCCACUCCAUCGUGUCGCUCGCUAUACUUAUAGGAUACUAUCAUCUUAAGGUGCCACUAGCUAUCUUCAAACGUGAGAAGGAAAUAGCUCGUAAACUUGAGUUCGACGGUCUGUACAUCGCGGAGCAACCCGAGGAUGACGAUCUCAAGAGUCAUUGGGACAAACUCGUCAUAUCUGCCAAAUCCUUCCCCGUGAACUAUUGGGACAAGUUCGUGAAGAAGAAAGUUCGUGCCAAGUAUUCAGAAACUUAUGACUUCGACAGCAUAUCAAACAUGUUGGGCAUGGAGAAGACAUCAUUCUCCGCACAAGAGGAGGAAGGCAGCAAAGGACUAUUCCACUACAUCAUCAACAUCGACUGGCGCUACCAGGUGUGGAAGGCGGGCGUCACGAUCACCGACAACUCGUUCCUGUACUCUCUGUGGUACUUCUCCUUCUCCGUCAUGGGCAACUUCAACAACUUCUUCUUCGCCGCGCAUCUGCUGGACGUCGCCGUUGGCUUCAAGACACUGAGGACCAUUCUGCAGUCCGUCACGCACAACGGGAAACAGCUGGUGUUGACUGUGAUGCUGUUGACUAUAAUAGUAUAUAUAUACACGGUGAUCGCGUUCAACUUCUUCCGCAAGUUCUACGUCCAAGAGGAGGACGACGAGGUCAAUAGGAACUGCCACGACAUGCUCACGUGCUUCGUGUUCAAUCUGUACAAAGGCGUAAGAGCGGGCGGUGGCAUUGGUGAUGAACUGGAGCCACCGGACGGUGAUGACUCCGAGGUGUACCGCAUCAUCUUUGACAUCUCCUUCUUCUUCUUCAUCAUCGUCAUCCUGCUCGCUAUCCUGCAGGGUUUGAUCAUCGACGCGUUCGGUGAACUCCGUGACCAGCUGGAGUCUGUGAAGGAGGAUAUGGAGUCCAACUGCUUUAUAUGCGGCAUUAAUAAAGACUACUUUGAUAAGGUACCACACGGGUUCGACACGCACGUACAGAGAGAACAUAAUCUGGCGAACUACAUGUUCUUCUUGAUGCAUCUCAUCAAUAAACCGGACACGGAGUACACAGGUCAAGAGACGUUCGUGUGGAACAUGUAUACACAGAGAUGCUGGGACUUCUUCCCCGUCGGUGACUGCUUCAGAAAGCAAUACGAGGAUGUAAUGGGAGAAUAAAUGUACAUACUAGAUCUAUGAAAUUUGUUAGCCAAGUUAUAUAAUGAACUUUAUUUAUAUCUAAAUAAGAUCUCAAAUUGAUUUAUAUUUCAAAUAUACUACAUUGUUUAGGAAAAUAUUUGAUGACUAUUUAUCUAAAUAUAUUAAUAGAAAGUUCAAAGUAUUACCAUUUAUUCUAUCAAUAGGAUUUUUAAACUGUCGUUUUCGAAGUGUACAAAUAACACUGCAUUUUUUAUUACAUCUAAAAUCUAGUACACUAAAAUAACUAAAACAGUAAUUCGUAAAACUUGAAUAAUGUACUACCAUGCAAUGUAUUGGUAAUGUAGCUAAGUUAAAAUCCGGUUGUAGUUUUCUAUAUAUUAUUAAUAAGUACAAAAUAUAUAAACUAAAGGGGCUACAAAUUUAUUAAAAUUAUGUAUUGCUCAAAAUAUAACACCAAUAUUAAAUAGCACCCAAUCGUUUGCAAAAAUUAAACUUAAUAUAAAAAUGUUUAAUUUCAUACAAUAUGAGCACGCGUAUACCCACUUCAAAAAUGUGGAUAUUAAAUGCACGUUAACUGCUUAUACCUUUAUAUCUAUAAGUGGUACCUGAUAGAUAGAUAAAUGAUCAAUUUAACAUUAAGUAAAAAUAUCAGA
Molecule: messenger RNA, 12343 nt
Organism: Achroia grisella
Lineage: Eukaryota; Metazoa; Arthropoda; Insecta; Lepidoptera; Pyralidae
Gene: RyR
Product: ryanodine receptor
Exons: 83
Coding region: 72-11708 (3878 amino acids)
Biological process (GO): calcium ion transmembrane transport; intracellular calcium ion homeostasis
Cellular component (GO): calcium channel complex; smooth endoplasmic reticulum; sarcoplasmic reticulum membrane
Molecular function (GO): ryanodine-sensitive calcium-release channel activity; protein binding
Source: RefSeq, a predicted model, not a curated record